Messenger RNA from Anopheles marshallii, 666 nucleotides. RefSeq names its product glutathione S-transferase 1-like. The coding region runs from base 1 to 666 and encodes 221 amino acids. Gene Ontology annotation, biological process: glutathione metabolic process. The transcript is spliced from 3 exons. Gene Ontology annotation, molecular function: glutathione transferase activity. The record is from RefSeq and is a predicted model, not a curated record. NCBI's taxonomy places the organism in Eukaryota, Metazoa, Arthropoda, Insecta, Diptera, Culicidae.
AUGCCCAAGCUAGUUCUGUACACGCUGCACUUAAGCCCACCGUGCCGGGCCGUGGAACUGACAGCCAAAGCGUUGGGAUUGGAACUGGAGCAGAAGACCAUCAACCUUCUCGCCGGUGAUCAUUUGAAGUCGGAGUUCUUGAAGCUAAACCCCCAACAUACGAUCCCGGUGCUGGAUGACGAUGGUACGAUCAUUACCGAGAGCCAUGCGAUCAUGAUCUAUCUGGUGACGAAGUACGGCAAGGAUGACACCCUGUACCCAAAGGAUCCGGUGCAGCAGGCUCGCGUGAAUGCAGCCCUUCACUUUGAAUCUGGUGUACUGUUCGCACGAAUGCGCUUCAUUUUUGAACGUAUUCUUUUCUACGGGCAAUCAGAUAUACCCGAGGAUCGCGUCGAGUACGUGCGGAAAUCGUACCGCUUGCUGGAGGACACACUGGUGGAUGAUUUUGUUGCUGGGCCGAAAAUGACGAUUGCCGACUUUAGCUGCGUUUCAACGGUUGCCAGCAUUAUGGGUGUUGUUCCGCUGGAACAAUCGGAACAUCCACGGAUUUAUGGGUGGAUCGAUCGUUUGAAGCAGCUGCCAUACUACGAGGAAGCGAAUGGUGGCGGUGGAACGGAGCUGGGCAAGUUUGUACUUGCCAAAAGGGAGGAAAAUGCUAGAGCUUAA